This is a messenger RNA of Oppia nitens, 4908 nucleotides long. RefSeq lists its product as uncharacterized. Bases 889 to 4893 code for a protein of 1334 amino acids. NCBI's taxonomy places the organism in Eukaryota, Metazoa, Arthropoda, Arachnida, Sarcoptiformes, Oppiidae. Gene Ontology annotation, molecular function: protein binding. The record is from RefSeq and is a predicted model, not a curated record. The transcript has 10 exons.
GAGAUAUACUGUGUUAUUAAUAUUUGUUAUAUUAUUUGUCAUUUUAUGACUAAUUGUGACCACAAAAUAAUAAAUUGUAUAAAUAGUGUAUUAUCUGGCAAUUGAAUGGGUAAAGAAAGAGAGAUGAGUUUGCAAUUUAUAAAAAUAGUUUUUAUAUUUAUUACAUGAAUAUGACUACCAAUGAUCUUCUCCAAUAUGUCUUAAACUACAUAAUAAACAACAUAUGAAAUCUAAUAAUUUGUUGACCAAAUAAAUAUCUCAAUAUAAGUAUAAGUUAUUUAUUUUUCUUUGACUGCAACGACAACAGUAUUUGCCGUCAAAAUCUUUUAUACGAUAUAUUUGUCGUACACUUCAAUAUUGUGCCGACUUUUUCGCCAUUGGAUUUGUCUGCUAUUAAAUCUCAGCAAAAAAAUAAACUGUAUAUCCAUUUGAAUGUCUCUCUCAACGCAUAUCCAUAAACCUAAACCAUAACAUAUAAGUCGACCAUAAGUUUUGAACGCAUUUUUUCGCAAUAUUGGAGUUAAUGUAAUAAAAUUGUACUCAAGUAUUGCCUUUACUAUUAAAGUGUUAGCUUUUAUUAGUAAGGCAUUGAAAGUGACUUAUAAAUGCGAAAAACUUUUUUAGUGCUUAAAUACGUGUAAAAAUUAUUUGACUUUUUCACUAUUACUUACUUUUAGCCCACUAUUACUACAUUACAUUUGAAGCCUUGUUUAUAUAAGAAAGCCUUAAGGAAUAUGUAAAGUAAUGAAAUGUUAUUAAAACUCGCAGUUAUUUUUGUUGUGUGAAUGUCAGCACUUUAUAAAUAAUGAAUUAAUAUUAUACGAGUUAAAUGUAUAAUAAUUUACUGCAAAAAUACUGAUUAAUUAAUUUUUACCACUUUUUCUUUUAAUGCAAUCAAAAACAAUGAUUCCGUCGUUUCCAAAGCUAUUAGCUGACUUUGGCCGCCAAUUUUUAUGGUCACCAUUGACCACCGUUAAUACACUUAAGCAGCACCGGGAGGCCAGAAAAUCAGUGCUCAACCAUAACCACAUCAAUGGAUAUAAGAGAAUUCAGUCGACUUUCUAUUGCAAUGAAGGCGACUGUGUUAGUACUGGUGGUGGUGUGUCAGUGCUCUGCCUGAGUGAACAGCACACACCUAACCAGAAAACCAACUCAAGUAUUAGUGAUAAUAUUAAUGAAGUUUCGGUAAAAGAGAGCACAGACUCUGAAUUGAAUGACAGAUAUAAACAUUAUUUUAGUCUUAAUUAUGACACAAAUACUACUACUAAUAGUGCUGUUGUUGUCGACUUGUGUGGAGAUAACUAUGAUUUGCCAUUAAUUAUUGAAUCCAAUUAUAAUAGUGUAUUAAAAAGAUCUUUGAGUGAACCAAAUCUAUUAAUCAGUACUCAUGAGUCUCCAAUUUAUGACAAUUGUGUCGGCUAUAAGACAAUAAUUACAGAUAUAAACAGCAAAUACAACUUUAGUGAUAUCAGUGAAAGUAAAUCAGUGACCUAUUCUUCAAAGUCGUCAUCAAUAUCUUCAUUGAACUCUUAUAAAACAUCUGAUAUAAGUUAUACACAAUUGGAGGAACAGUUAUCUCUUAAUCCAUACAAUCGCUUAGUCGAAGAAGAAAUUGAUUGCAUCGAUACCAAUAGCACCAGUGCUUCAAUAGAUACCAGAGUUGAAGGCAUUGAUGGGCAAAAGGAUUUUGUUUCGCAAAUCAAUAAUAAUAUAACAACAGAAUUGUGUCAUAAUUUAAUGACUGAUGAACCAAAUAAUGACAAAAGUAUUACCAGUAAAGUAGUGAUCAUCUCUGAUGAGGAUCAGUACUCUCUUGUUGUUUGCCAACAAAAUGUUAAUAAUAUCACAACUGAGAAAAAUAAUACAAAAAGAAAUGACAAAAUGAACAGACAUUAUGUUAAUUGUUCACAAAUUUGUGGACCAAAGACACYGGAAUCAGUACAAGAACCACAUAAACAACAGGAUAAUUGUGGUCAAAGUGCACAUUCAUUUCAACACAAUUUGAUUAAACGCCAGAUUAUGUCUGGCAGUGAAAGAACAGUAGUAUCUGAGACUGAAAACGUUGUUUUAAACGAUUAUUUUGAUAAUACCAGUGCCACCAGUAAUGGGUUUGAACAGAAAGGAACAGUACGUUUGCCACAUAAUAGACAUUCAUUAACAUUGGAUGUGUCAUGUAAUGCACCGGCAGUUGAUAGCAAAAAAUGUAGUGCCGUUAGCUCGACAUCGACGAGGAAUUCCCGAAGGCUUAUAGUCAGUGAUAAACGUCUGAGAAAUGCUGUUUUAGACAGACUUAAGCGACUCGGACGCUCUCAAAGUCAAUGUCGUCCAUCUGAUAAUAAACUGAUGACAACAUCGACAUCACAGACGAGUCUGAGUUCACAAAAGUUUUAUAUGAGAACCAAAGGACUGUAUAAGAAUGUGAAGCGUCGCUUCUCAUCGGUUCCUCCCAGUGCUGAUGUGGUCGACGAAGAACCACCACCGGCAUCAUCAUCACCGGCAUCGACACCACUGCCGCCCCCAAUAACUCAUACGAUUAAUAACACAAACUUAAGUGAUGAUUCAAAUUUGGCAAUUUAUGCUAACCAAAUGGAUAUCAACGUUGGGGUGACUGGCGUUCAGUUGAGACACUGUUCUAGUUAUGAGAGUAUUGAAGAUUCCGGAUGCGGAUCAAGUAUCCAAACGAGUUCAUUGUCUACAGACAGCAAUCGGAGCUCCAUUUGUACCGGAGAUGACAUGAAUAGCAUGUAUUCAUCUGCACUACUGAGAGGGCCGUUCAUAGGAUAUGCGAAAGCCAUCACCGACUGUACUCCCUGUCCCUACUAUAAGGAUGCCCUGCCAUUCAAGAGAGGAGAUAUCAUAUCGAUAAUAUCAAAAGACGAAUCGGGCACUUGGAUAGGUAUGGCCAGUGGACGGGUAGGUCACUUCAAGUUUGUUAAUGUAGAAGAAAUCAAAACAUAUGAUACAUAUUCUAACAAUAAACGGACCGCCAGUAAAGGUAUUAAAUUAAUAAUUCCGGUGACAGUUGAACACCAACAACAAAAUGAAAGUCACCGACAGUGCCACAAAUCAGGUGCCAGAAAUCAACAUUUGUUUAAUAAUUGUUAUAAAAGUAUUAAUAAUAAUAAUAGAGAUAAAUCAUGCGAUGACCGCAAUUGUAAGUGUAAAGAGAUUUGUGAUAAAUUAAAAUCACGUUUAGUUGAAUGUAAUGGACGGCCACUGACUUUAAAUGAUAUCAAACAUGUGAUCAAUAUAUCGGAACUACAAUUUCAGAGAUUGUUUAUCAAUGGAUAUAAUAAUCUGAAACUAUUUUCAGAGAUUUCAAAUAAGGACAGACUUAAUGAUUGUGGUAUCAAUGAUGCCGGUGCUCAACAUCAGCUUCUAACAGUAAUUCAUGUAUUAAAAGACUAUUAUAGUACAACAUAUGAUAGCGAAUCAUUAAUUAAGCCACAAAAUACUAGUCAAAACCAACAACCCCAGGACAGGCCUCAGUCCAAGUAUGUGCCUAAACAUAGACGUGACCUGAGGUUUAGUACAGUUGCCGGUGUUUCCAUGUCUGCGCCCACGACUCCAGUAUUUACUCCAUGUAUUGACUUUACUGGUGAUGACUUUCAACAAUUAUUAUCCAAACUGGAAAGUGUGAGCACAUCCAGUCUAGAAAAUAGCUGUGCUUACGAUGACAUAAAGGCUACUUCAGUGACAAAUGUGAUGCCAAGUCAUAGAUCGGCUGAUAGUAUAUUAGAUGACUUUACCUAUAAUAGUGAACAAACAACUAAUGAAAAAAUAUAUGAAAACACUGAACAAAUGAUUAGUGUAACGCAUGAACGACAACAUCAAUAUAAUAGCACAUUAGAUAUUUCAACAAAACAACAAAAGUUAAUAACAAAUCCAUCAUUUAUCACGUCAUCUGAUGUUAUUAACAACAACAGCGACGGUAGAAGUGAAGGGAAAGGUAGACAUAAUAGCGUCAGAUUUUGCAUCCGUGAUAAGUCAUUGGAUAGAAAUCUAUUGAGAAAAUUAGAUUUGAAACCCAUUUACAUGCAAUCAAUGGACAGAAAAGUCUAUAAUACAAAAAGGGUGUCAUUUGCCGCAACCGGUAUGACUUCAUCACAAAGUGUUAUAAAUUUAAGUACAAAUCAAAAUUCAUUACUUAAUGAAUCAAACAAUCAUAACACCGCCACCAACAACAUCACCACCAACAACAACAACAAUAUCACCAAUAAUACAUUGACCGACACAUUGAGGAGUAAAACAAAAUUUAAAAAACUGAUAUCCAGUUCACGCAAAUUCUCGACAUUUCAUUCGCACAGUAGUCUCAUGUCAUUAGUUAACAGCACCGGUAGUACCGGUGAUUUUGGUGUUGGCAAUGAUGGUCGUGAUGUCAUUGUUACUGACACUAAGCUCUGCUCCAAGACAUUGAAAGAUGCCAUCAUUUAUAAGCUAAAGAGUGAGAGCAUUGAUCUCACGGAUGAGCCCUACUCUGAUACUGCCGGAUUUUGUGGUAUACCUCCAGCACUGAUCCAGCGAUACACCGACGAGUGUCAGAGAGACACCUAUGAAAUAUCGGAGGUAUUAGACGAGCUUAGGAUGAAGGCAUUGGAGGCUAAGGGUAGACGUGGUGUUCCUAAUGACUACUUGGGUGACUCAUGUAUGGGACCGGUCAUCGAUACAGCCAAUUAUGAGAACCUGCAUCUAUGGCUCAUCUCAUUGGGUCUACCGAUGUAUGAGUCGUGUUUAAGAGCCCACGGCUUUGACACUCUUUACAGAGUAUCGAAGUUAAGGGAAGUCGAUAUCGUUAACAAAUGUGGUGUAAAUGAUAGAAGACAUAUACGCAUACUUACCAAUGCUAUCGGUGCUCUUCAUUUGAGUUUAGGAGAGUUAGACACCAAAAUAUAAUCAAACAUUUAUUAU